UCGUGUCGUACGCAUCGAUUUUUGUUCGCUCUCGCGUAAAUCGCCGAUUUCGUGUCGUGAUUUAUUCAUUGAAUCUUACGUUCGUGCAAAAUUCUUUGCCUACGUGAUUUCUAUCGUUGGUGAUCGUUUCCAGUUCUUUGUUCUUCGUUUCGGAAGGGUUUUGGUGGCCGAGAUUCGGCGGAAGAAGAUAAGCGGCUCACAAAGAUACUGAUCGAUUUCCGUACGAUCGAUUUCGCGAAAGUGGAUCGACUAACGUAAGAUCCGGUCUCGGAAGGACGGCAAAAUAUGAGCAUCUCGUGAAGUCGGUUUAAAGUGCAGCUUUUAGACAUCGAAGGAGUACACGAUGGAAACCGACGAGCUCACCAAACUCGUAGACGAGAUUUACAAGAACAUUCUGGACAAAUUCAAUCCAGGGGCGAGGCAGUUGAUCAAUGCUGGGAAAGCGUAUUUGAAAGCUCUUCAUGGUGCUGCAGCAGCAUCCCGGGUCUACGUGGACGAGUUGUCUAAAUUAGCGCGGCAGGCGCAACUGGGAACAUGGGGUGGUUCCAAGGAUAUCGGAUUGGCGCUGAUGAGAAUCGUCGAGGUCUACAAGGAGAUCCAGGAGCAGGAGAUGAAUAUCCUGAAAGCGUUUUACGUGGACCUGCUGGUGCCCCUCGAGACGAAUCUGGAGAAGGACACGAAGGUGGUGCAGAGCGAGCAGAAGAAGUUUCUGCAGCAGCACAAGGCCAGAUCCGAAACUUACAGCAAAGCGGCGGCGACCAUGAAGAAGCAGAGGAAGAAGUCUAAAGGCGCCAGCAAGAGUGGACUAGCGAUGGACAAAGAGCUGAAGAAUAUGCAGAUUCUCGAGGAGGAGAAGUCCAAGCUGGACGCCUUUUGUGAACAGAGUUUGAAGAACGCGAUGACACAGGAGAGAAGAAGGUACGGCUUUGUUCUGGAGCGACAGUGCUCGUUGGCGAAACAUUAUGCGAGUUUUCAUGAGGUCGCGUUAGCCGCUCUUCAUCCCUCCGUUGAUAGGUGGCGCGAGGUUGCCGCCACCAGGGAAUACUUGCCACAGUCCGUGGAAGACAUGUUCGCUUCCAGGCUCAGGCAAGUGUCGUUCUGGCCGGAGGACGAAGAGAACGGAGGAUCAGAGUUGACGAUGAGUUCGCAACUAAGGAAGACCAGGAGUAUGGACAGCUCUUGCUUGGAACUUCGACCCGGACCUCCUUCCGGAAACGUGCCAAGUGCCACUUAUCAAGGCCCUUCUUCGCAUCUUCCCACUGCUCUGUCUAGAGCAAGGUCAGAGGCCAAUCUCCACGCCUCCACGUUAUCAUUAGAUCCAGAGGUCCCGGAAACACCACCAAGGCCGAGGUCUAUGGCGCCCCCAGCAUCGCGCAACAGCGGUAGCGGUGGUGGCGGUGGCAGUGGCACGGGGGUGAGCACCGCCGGAUGGGGUGACGCACCCCUUGCCAGGGCUCUCUUUGCCUAUUUGAGCUCCGGGGAAAAUCAGCUGAGUUUCCUGGAGGGCGAUCUCAUCGCGUUGAUGGGAGAUCGUCAGAAGGGCUGGCAAUUCGGGGAGAAUCUCCGCACGCAAAGUUCCGGAUGGUUCCCACUGGCGUACACAGAAAUUAUUGUCGACGAUGGCCCGGGAUCGCCGAGUCACGGUGCAAACAAUGGUCGGGCAUCGGAGCCGCAGGCAGUUCCACCCUGUAAGCCUCCACCCUCUAGGCCGCCAGUGACACCGAACAGCAUGGAUGAAGUGUCGAGUGGAUUCCAUGGGGUUGGAAACAACGUCAACAACAGUAACAACAACAGCAACGCCUCUACUCAUGUACAGAAUAGUAACAGUUAUCACAAUCUGGCAACACCCACUGCACGUCAGACUAAACCGAUCCGUCCAUCGGGCACGUUGCCCACAGUUUUGGCCGGUGGUCGUAGGAUACAACCACCUGCUCCGCCUGUGCCGCCUCCUCAGGUUGUGACAUCUCUGCACAGCAGCAACGACAGUGGUUUCUCGAACGAACCACCGGCUCAACCUGAUAUCGAUUACAGCGAUGACGAGGCUAUGAGACAACGCCGAAGAAAGCCGCGCGCCGAUAGGAUAACCGAGCUGACGAAGCAGCAGCAGAAGGAGGAGAAGUCCAGCAAGGACUGGGAGAACGACUCGUGGAAGACGAUCCCCAGGGACGAGAAGAGCUGGCACCUUUACAGAACCGCGAUGGACAUCUGGGCGGAAUCGAACGUGAACCAGGCGAACGAGAACGGCGACAGAUACUCCAAUCGACAUUACGAGAACCAGGAGCGCAAGAACAGGGAGUUUGAUCGCGCCACCAUGGAGAACGGACCGUCCAGGAAAUCCGUGCAGAAGGCGCAAGAACGAGCGCAGAAGAACGAGUACGAGAAUCGUGGUCGGGCGAAUACGGGCCGCAAGAACAAGAUGAGCGAGGAGCAGAGAAAGCCUACCAGAAGAAACAACGAGGAGGAGCGCCGCGAGGCGAAAAGAACGAAAGAACAGGAAGAAACCGAGGAGGAGAUCGAAUUAGAGGAGGAGGAAGAGGACAACUACAGCAGCCGGAUCGAGUAUCAGAAGUACGAGGGAAAGAAGUAUUACGGGGACAGAACGGAUGGGCAAGAACGUAAUCCCCGACGCGGCUAUCACCCGCUGCCGCAAGAAGACUCGAAAUACGAAAACGAGAAAACUUCUUCAGCCACGUCUUCGGGCACCGACGACGAGAGCACCAUUACCAUUCCGGAAACGGGCAGGAAGGUGGAGCACAUCGCUCAGAAGCUGGAGCAGACGGCGCAGAAGUACGCGAGGGAACAUAGUCCGCCAAAAUUCAUCGAGAGAAGAAACGAUUACAGAAGUCUGGAGCGGAGAGAGGAGAAACAGCCGCCGCCCCCGUACGAGAGGUACAACGACGAGAGGAAUCGCGCGCCGCAGAGAUACGAGCGUGAAAGGGAACGUUACGAGAAACCACCCGCCCAGAAGACGAAUACGUACGAGAGGGAGAGGACGUUCGAGAAGAAUCCUGACAGGAACAGAAACAUUGAACGCGCGUCGAGUCGCCGCUUCGAGAGACCUAGGCCUCCCUCGGAGGAGGCCCCGGAGAGACCCACGGAGCCCCGGAGUAUGUACAGGGAACGUCGGUACUCCGACAAGGAGGAGGCGAUAUAUGGAGAGACCAAGUUCGUUCGGGAGACCGUGUCCGUGGACAAGGAACGCGGCUACGAGUCGAAUUUCGAGACGAAACUAGAGAGGACCAAGGUGAUCGAGAGGCACGGUUACCAGAACGCCCUGGUGCAGGCCAACCUCCAGAAGUUCCAGAGAAACGGACCUCAGAGUCUGGAGAAAAACGACACGAACAACAACACGCUGAAGGACGAGAACCGGAAGCCGCUGCUGCCACGGCAGACGACCGCAGUGGGUCACCUGAUACAGACCGGCAGAGCCUUCGAUGUGGACUCCAAGAGUCCCAAGCUGGUCAAGAGGACUAAGUCUUUCUGGAGGUUCAGGAGGGACUCGGAGGUGUUGGAGGGUAUGGCGCUCUGGCAGCACAGAUCGCUGGUGGACAUCCCGAAGAUGAUUAAGAAGGAAACGAAGGAGGAUGCCAGCUCCGAGGAGACCAAGAAGCAGAGUCCCGAGGGGAGCCCCACUUCCCGGCAGAGUCUCGAGAAGAGGAACAGCGACGUGACGAUCACGAAUGACCCUCGUCAGGACGAACCUAAACCCGCUGAAAGGAUUCACGUGCCAGACAAGUCUGAUUACUUCGAGGACUUCCCGACUCCGGCGGAGAGACCGAAGGCCGUGGAGAGGUCCGAGUACAGAAUGCACCAGGAGGAGAGAUCUUAUUUCAUGGGGAACGUCUCGAGGAAAGCGAUCAUCGAGAAGGAGCGAAAACGCAGCCUCGAAGCUAAACGCAACAUGAUCGUGGCGGAGCUGAAGGAGAACAAUGAAGCUAAAAGGAACGAGAGGAGAAAGAAGUACACGGAUGACGAGGAUGGUUUGACCCAGAAUUUUAGCGAAACGGAGGCGUCGGACGAGGAGUCCACGUACAGUUGCAUAGUCGUCAAGGACCAAACGGUGGCGGAGAAAACUCUUCUUCCCAGGACUAAACUCCGUAGGGACUCCGACCGGGAGAGGGAUAAAAAUACUUGUGGACCUUGGUACGACCUCUGGGGGGUUGACGCCUCCGUGAACAAGAAGAAGAAGAAGAAACAGCAAUAAAUCUAUUGCAUUCGCAUGGUUCGACUUGUUGAAAUCGAUAGAUAUGCGUAUACGAGAGUUGAUCAUGUUUUAAAGUUUAUUCACGUUGUUUCGUUGAACGAAGGCGGGGAGCGGCUCUGGAUGAAGUCGAUUAUUUUAUUAUACCCUUAAGAUUUUGUUUCGUUUUAAGUUUAUCGUUACAUUCCGAUUUUAGCAUUCCUGUAUCUGUUAGAGGUGCUGCCGUCGAUUUAUAGUUUGUUAAUCGAUGUAUUCAUAGUAGCUUUAUUGCUAGUAGAUUCUGAAGUAGAAUACUAUACGCGUUUUAUCGUCUCGCGUCUUAUGACAAUUUUUAUGUUGUUCUACGCAUCGUAUGUUCUAUGCAUGCUUUACACUUUCUGUGUCCGCGUAUUUCCACGCGCGGUAAUUUCUCGCGCUGUAUAUCAGCGGGGUUUCACGUGUUCUAUUAUUCCUACACGUUAAAAUUCUAUGAAUCACAAAUUAUAAUUCCAUCUUAUUAUCACAUCUCGUAUUUCUACGCACAAUAAUUCCACGCGUUGCAAUUCCAUGUUCUGUAUUUUCACGCGUGGUAAUUCCAUGUUCUUUAUUUUCACGCGUUGUAAUUCUAUGUUCUGUACUUUCACAUAUUGUAUUAUUGCUGCGCGUUAUAUUCCCACGCGUCAUAAUUCUACAGGUCUUAUUUCCACGCGUCGUAUUUCUACGCACAGUAAUUCCACGCGUCGUAAUUCCAUGUUCUGUAUUUUCACGCGUUGUAUUAUUGCUACGCGUUAUAUUUUCACGCAUCAUAAUUCUAUAGGUCUUAUUUCCACGCGUCAUAUUUCUACGUACAGUAAUUCCACGCGUCGUAUUUCUACGCACA
This is a messenger RNA of Megachile rotundata (alfalfa leafcutting bee), 5060 nucleotides long. RefSeq names its product Insulin receptor substrate 53 kDa (gene IRSp53). NCBI's taxonomy places the organism in Eukaryota, Metazoa, Arthropoda, Insecta, Hymenoptera, Megachilidae. Gene Ontology annotation, cellular component: nucleoplasm; cytosol. The record is from RefSeq and is a predicted model, not a curated record. Gene Ontology annotation, molecular function: protein binding. Gene Ontology annotation, biological process: plasma membrane organization; actin crosslink formation; positive regulation of actin filament polymerization.